UCACACUCUCUCAUAUUACUUCCACUCUUUUUCUCACCCUCUCUGUAUUACUACUACUACUACCACUCCAACCAUUUCUCUUCACUCUCUCUCUCUCUCAUUGUAUUUGUUCCACACUCUGUCUCAGUUGCUGCUGCUACUCCUCCCAAACUCUCCCCUCUAACUCCUUCCCUCUCUCUUUUUCUCCCUCCCUCCCUUCCUCACACUGUCUCUGUAUCCCCCAGUUUGACAUCCGGGUAUCGUCAGAGCGGCUACCCCGCGUGGAGACGGUUUUUUUACCGCCAUUUGCAACCGAAGCAAGUGGUUUUCUGUGGAGAGACGUUUGGACUCGACGCGCUUUUUUUCUCGGUGGUGUUUUGAAAAUAAUGAACGGGGAUUUCCUGUCGUCUGGAACAAAGAGAGGAUCGGAAGAACUUAUGUCCCACAGCCCAAUGGUUACGAACGGGACCGGGAUGAGCCCCCACCACGUGGAUAGUGCAGAUAUGAACAAUGAUGCCAAAAAGGUAAAAUUGGAGCAGAGCCAGGCAGCUACAGUGUCUAAAGUUGUUCAUCUGCGUGGUCUACCAAUAGAGGCAUCUGACCAAGAUGUUAUUCCUCUUGGCAUACCUUUUGGCCGCAUAACCAAUUUUCUACUCUUGAAGCAAAAGAAUCAGGCUUUCAUGGAAUUCUCAGACGAGAGACAAGCAGAAUCAAUGGUGUUAUAUUACACAAACGACAAACCUAGAGUACGCAACAAAGAUGUCUAUGUCCAGUUUUCCAACCACAAGGAGUUGAAAAUAGACGUAGCACAUCCUUAUCAAAACACAAAUACUCAAGCAGCUCUGCAGGCUGCGCAGGCCAUCAUGGGAAGUCCAGAGGAAAUGAACAAGACCAUUCUGAGAGUUAUUAUAGAUAACAUGGUGUUCCAAAUCAACAUAGACAUUCUGUAUCAGAUAUUUUGCAAAUUUGGGACGAUUCAGAAGAUUAUUACAUUCACAAAAAAUAAUACCUAUCAGGCCGUCAUACAGUUUAGUGACCCAGUCAGUGCAAGAAGUGCCCGAAUGACUUUGGAUGGUCAGAACAUUUACAACGGGUGCUGUACGAUGAGGAUUGACUACUCAAAAAUGACGAGUCUCAAUGUAAAGUACAAUAACGAGAAGAGCCGAGACUACACCAAUCCCAGCCUCCCUGCUGGUGAUGCUUCCGUGGAUCAGGCUUUGACUUUUGGUUCCCCUGGUGUGUUGUCGUCGACUAUUGCAGCUGUGCCUGGCCUAGGAACUGCCCCACUAACCACAUUUGGUGCCGCACCCGGAACUACGCUGCUUUCUGACCCCAGUCAGCAGUAUAUUGGUGCUGAUAUGCAGAUCUGCACUUCUGCUCCCGGAGUGGGUCCGCCAGCUGUACCGAUGUCUGGCUUUGGUUUGACUGCUGCAGGUAUGGGUGCUGCACGGCUCAGUAUGCCCUUACAAUCUCAAGCUGGUAACUGUGUGCUCUUGGUUUCCAAUCUGGAUGAAGAGAUGGUCACGCCCGACGUUCUUUUUACCCUUUUUGGUGUGUACGGUGAUGUGCAACGCGUGAAAAUCCUUUUCAACAAGAAGGAUAAUGCACUGGUACAAAUGGCAGAGCCUCACCAUGCUCAAUUAGCCAAAACUUACCUGGAUAAGCUGACUUUGUAUGGCAAACAGAUCAGGGUGGCUCCCUCCAAACACACAGUGGUCCAGAUGCCCAAGGAAGGCCAGCAGGUAGAUUCCGGCUUAACAAGAGACUACACAAAUUCCCCACUCCACAGAUUCAAGCGACCUGGCUCGAAGAACUGUCAGAAUAUAUUUCCCCCCUCAGCAGUUUUGCAUUUAUCUAACAUUCCAUCUAAUGUUCCUGAAGAACAGCUCAAAGAUAUGUUUGCUGAAUAUGGCACUGUAAAAGGGUUCAAAUUCUUUCCGAAAGACAGGAAAAUGGCCCUCAUCCAAAUGGGAUCCAUUGAAGAAGCUGUGAAAGCUCUUAUUUGCCUCCACAACUAUCCUUUGAGUGAAAGCAAUCAUUUGCGUGUUUCAUUUUCCAAGUCGACGAUUUGAGGCUCUGAGGGUGGUUGUUGCGAGUGGCAGAUGGAGCAGAGUGGUGCCAUCACCCCAGCAGCUGUUGAGCCCAGGAUUUGUGCCACUGCACUACAGCAGAAACAUGACCAAGAAGAGCCACCAGAAGCAGCACUUGUAAAACAAACACAUUUGCCAGUGCUCUUACACACACACACAUAAAUACACAAACACAACCACACACACACACGCACAUAUACAUGUAUACGCCAUUUUCAUACCACAGACCUGUCCUCAUUUGUUUGCUUGCUCACUUAAAAGUUUUCCACUUUGCUGUGAAAUUAAUCUAGCUGAUAAGUGCCUUGUUGAAUCCAAGGAUUUGCCCCUCCCCUCCAAAAAGAAAAUAUUAUAAA
Octopus bimaculoides (California two-spot octopus) is the source of this 2422-nucleotide messenger RNA. RefSeq names its product polypyrimidine tract-binding protein 1. Gene Ontology annotation, cellular component: nucleus. Gene Ontology annotation, biological process: mRNA processing. The record is from RefSeq and is a predicted model, not a curated record. Gene Ontology annotation, molecular function: RNA binding. NCBI's taxonomy places the organism in Eukaryota, Metazoa, Mollusca, Cephalopoda, Octopoda, Octopodidae.